This is a messenger RNA of Arabidopsis arenosa, 1514 nucleotides long. NCBI's taxonomy places the organism in Eukaryota, Viridiplantae, Streptophyta, Magnoliopsida, Brassicales, Brassicaceae. The record is from the annotation of a GenBank genome assembly.
AAAGAAAAGAUUAAGAGAGAGAGAGACAAGGUCUCAUCGACCAAAGAGUGUGUUUCUAUGGAUGUGUACGAAGCAACUAGGGUCGUGCUCUCUAGAAUCCAGAGCUUAGACCCAGCUAAUGCUUCCAAGAUCAUGGGCCUCCUCCUCCUUCAGGAUCACGGAGAGAAGGAGAUGAUAAGGUUAGCUUUCGGGCCUCAGAAUCUACUUCAUUCUGUCAUAGCCAAGGCCAAGAAAGACCUCGACGAGCGGCUUUCUUUCUUGCCUCCGAGAACCGGCGGUUGCGUUUCCGACGAUUUGGAGUCCGAUUUAGGGUUCGGAUGGGGACAGUGCUCCUACGCUGACUGCAAAUUCGACAUCCAUCAUCAAAGCUCUGUUCCUCCGAGACUUGCCCAUCAGUUCACCGGUUAUCCAUUCUCCCCCAAAGGUGUUAACUUGCAGCAGAGUGAAGCCCAAAGCAGAGCUGCUGCUCUGAUGAUGGGCGAUGACUUGCACAGGUUGGGAAGAUGGAGGCCAGAGAGGAUCGACCUUUCGGCCAUGGCCUGCCCGGCUUCCAGACAGAUCUAUCUGACUUUCCCGGCUGACAGUAUCUUCAGGGAAGAAGAUGUUUCCGACUACUUCAGUACCUUUGGGCCAGUUCAGGACGUGAGGAUACCGUACCAGCAGAAGAGGAUGUUUGGGUUCGUGACCUUCAUGUACCCAGAGACGGUGAAGAGCAUUCUGGGCAAAGGGAACCCUCACUUUGUGUGUGAUUCCAGGGUUCUUGUUAAGCCUUACAAGGAGAAAGGCAAAGUCCCAGACAAGUACAGGGCUAAGCCAUCUGCGACCGGCCUUGAUUCCAGGGACAUUAUGGAUUUCCAGCUUGGAGGGAGGGCUUUUCAUGACAACACCCAAGAUCUGUUGUGGAAAAGGAGGUUUGAAGAGCGAGCUCUUGAGCUUCAGAGCACAAGGCUGAUGAAUCUGCAGCUUCUAGACGUCAAGAAACAGUUUCAACUCAGUUUCGACCAAACAUUUGUUUCUCCACGACUAGUUUCAAGAAACCAGAGAGUGUGUACCAAAACCAAAGAGAAUGAUGAGGAUGCAAUCAAACUUCCAGAGAGCUUGGAGGAUGAUAGGCUGGUAGAUAGCCCAUUUGCAUCACCCACACAGCAUUGUCUCGAGUUUGAAGAGUGUGCAGACACAAACGGGUCAGGCUUGUCGUCGCCGUAUUUUGAUGACGAUGAGUCUAGUACAAGUACAUUGAAAGACUCUCUCAAGUCCUUCAACUGCCAAAUACCGAGGUUAUCAAUGAUGGGGAUAUCACAGGGCAGCAGCGGACCAACAACAUGUCGCGUUGGGAUCUAAACCCAUUCAAAACAACUAACCAGUUACCAGUGGUAGGAAGAGAAGAUUAACCACAAAAAAAAAGUGAUGAGCAAGUAGUGAGAGGUGGAUAUGUAAGAUAGAAGAAAGAUGGGGGAAGGUUGUUUCUUGUACCAUUCAUUAAACAAGAGUGCUAGUAAAUGAGUCCGUGAAUG